AUGCAAGUGUAUCAACUCUUCCUUGUAGCUGCGGCUUCGAUCCUCAUCAGUGGUCAAACGCUUGCUGCUACGGACUCUACUCAAGCGGUCGUCUCGGGGGCUACCACGAACAUUGAGCCCGCACCAGUACAGACCGACGCCAAGCGUUUCAUGAGGGCUCUUAAGACAACUGCAAAGGAAGACGACGAAGAGAGAGGGCUUGUGGCGGACGGCUUGAGAUUCGUAGCUAAAAAGCUCAAGAAGAUGGGGUGGACGAGCCUUGGGAACAAAUUUCUGUUCCAAGCUUGGAAACGCGAACAGUUGACCACAGCGCAGGCGGCAAACGAUAUUAAGCUCAUGACGUCUCCCGGUCUAAUGGGCCAGCGCGAUUUGGAUCUCUACGGAAGGUAUGCCACAAUGAUGGCGAAUGCCAAGAAGGUGACCCAGUAG
Messenger RNA from Phytophthora sojae, 429 nucleotides. RefSeq lists its product as hypothetical. Lineage: Eukaryota; Oomycota; Peronosporomycetes; Peronosporales; Peronosporaceae. The transcript has a single exon. The coding region runs from base 1 to 429 and encodes 142 amino acids. The record is from RefSeq and is a predicted model, not a curated record.